AUGAUUUAUUCAAGGGCACAGCUGCCCGGGCUCUCCGACUGCACAGUGGGAGUGGACCCCCGGAAGGCAGAGGCUCUGUUCCGGCAGCUUCUCCACCAGGAAGUGAACUCCACAAGAGAACAGCCCAUAUUCACCACACGCGCGCACGUCUUCCAGAUUGACCCCACCACCAAGAAGAACUGGGUGCCUGCGAGCAAGCAGGCUGUCACCGUCUCCUACUUCUACGAUGUCAUCAGGAACAGCUAUCGGAUCAUCAGUGUGGACGGAGCCAAGGUGAUUAUAAACAGCACAAUCACACCCAAUAUGACUUUCACCAAAACGUCGCAGAAGUUCGGGCAGUGGGCCGACAGCAGAGCCAACACGGUGUUUGGUUUGGGGUUUUCGUCGGAGCAGCAGCUGACGAAGUUCGCAGAGAAGUUCCAGGAGGUGAAAGAAGCCGCCAGACUCGCCAGAGACAAGUCGCAGGAGAAAAUCGAGACGUCGAGCAACCAUUCCCAAGCAUCCAGUGUCAACGGGACAGACGAUGAAAAGGCGUCUCACGCGAGCCCCGUGGACACCCACCUCAAGUCUGAGAACAACAAGCUGAAAAUCGCGCUGACGCAGAGCGCCGCCAACGUGAAGAAAUGGGAGAUCGAGCUGCAGACCCUGCGGGAGAGCAACGCCCGGCUGACCACGGCGCUGCAGGAGUCCGCCACCAGCGUGGAGCAGUGGAAGAGGCAGUUCUCCAUCUGCCGCGACGAGAAUGACCGGCUUCGGCACAAGAUUGACGAGCUGGAAGAACAGUGCAGUGAGAUCAACAGAGAGAAGGAGAAGAACACCCAGCUGAAGCGGAGGAUCGAGGAGCUGGAGUCGGAACUCCGAGAGAAGGAGACGGAGUUGAAAGAUCUCCGAAAACAGAGUGAAAUCAUACCUCAGCUUAUGUCGGAGUGUGAAUACGUCUCUGAGAAGUUAGAGGCCGCGGAGAAAGACAAUCAAAACUUGGAGGACAAAGUGCGUUCGCUGAAGAUGGACAUUGAGGAGAGCAAAUACCGACAGCGCCACCUAAAUCCCUGCAGGCGCGGCUGCGCGCGGUGCCAGACCGCCGUGCCGCCUCGCCUCCGGGAUCGCAGUCUCCUCUCGCUUCUCUGGCCUUUCGAGACAGGAGGCCGAGUCAGCAAGCGACAUGCCCAGGUCACCGGGGAGUGA
Molecule: messenger RNA, 1185 nt
Organism: Myotis brandtii (Brandt's bat)
Lineage: Eukaryota; Metazoa; Chordata; Mammalia; Chiroptera; Vespertilionidae
Gene: HOMER2
Product: homer scaffolding protein 2
Exons: 11
Coding region: 1-1185 (394 amino acids)
Biological process (GO): G protein-coupled glutamate receptor signaling pathway; regulation of store-operated calcium entry
Cellular component (GO): cytoplasm; postsynaptic density; plasma membrane
Molecular function (GO): G protein-coupled glutamate receptor binding
Source: RefSeq, a predicted model, not a curated record